This is a messenger RNA of Meriones unguiculatus (Mongolian gerbil), 4785 nucleotides long. It is a transcript of the gene Perm1, whose product is annotated as PPARGC1 and ESRR induced regulator, muscle 1. Gene Ontology annotation, biological process: response to muscle activity; regulation of DNA-templated transcription. The transcript has 4 exons. The record is from RefSeq and is a predicted model, not a curated record. NCBI's taxonomy places the organism in Eukaryota, Metazoa, Chordata, Mammalia, Rodentia, Muridae. The coding region runs from base 1124 to 3457 and encodes 777 amino acids. Gene Ontology annotation, cellular component: cytoplasm; nucleus.
AGCCCGGAGACUGCGUCGCCGAACUGGGGCGGGAGCCUCGGCCCGGUGGGUGGCGGGCCGCCUUGGGGGAGGGGAAGGCGUGGCGCCGGGCGCCCCUCCCCCGUCCGCCUAAACUGUCCUCCCACCAGGAAAUGCAGCUGAAAAAAGGUUAAUGUAUAAUCUAGGGGCGACGUGCUGGGACUUCCAAGGGGCUCUCCAGGGAGCCGAGAGCUGCAGAGCUCUGUGGACAGGCGAAGCUAACGAAGCUGGACCUCUCAUUCCUCCGCCCUUUAGGUCCGCCUCGUGCUAGGACUACUCACAGAGCUCCCUGCAGCAGUACCCGGCCCGCCAUAGGCGCUAAGGCGACCCAGCAGGGCCACGCCCCCUGCAGGUGACCGAUCUGUGGUGACUAGUCUGAAUUGCGCUCAGACCCGCCUACCAGCUACCCCAUAGCUCUGUAGUACAUCGGAUGCCCCUAAGUUGAUCGUUGCCUGCCUUCUCAGUUGUGCUGUGAAACCUACUACGUCCCCGACUCAUCUCUCUCUCUAUUUGUGGACCAACCCAACUUGGCCUGGCUAGGUGCAGGGUAUAAACUGAGACCCAGGGGAGACAAGCUAGCGCUGGAUCUACAAAAGGUUGAAGGAAAGAGAAGACUGAGGUUGCUGUGUAUGGGCCACAGGCUUUUCAACCAGAAGCCAGAGUGAAUUGUGAAAGGCAGAAGCUCUUCCUCCUGAGAAAGACUCCACCACCAGGACUCCGGCAGGCUUCAGGAAAGGGAGUGGUCAAUGAAGAUUUGAGGUCACAUCCACACAGUGGGCACCAACAUUACUAGAUCUGGGGCCACCUGAUACAGGACAGUGACAAUCUGUCACAGUGACACUAUUUGGAGUUGAAUUGAAAAUAGGAGAAACUUAAGUAGAUUUCUAACUCAGAAGAAUGAAGUAGAAGAAUCUGGAAGAAGCAAGAAGCAGAGUCUGUCUUGUGGUUCCUUCAGAUGGAAAUGGACUGCCAGGGAGAGGGCAGGUGCUACAAGGUCAGGCAGGGUGCUGGUAGUGUGUGCUACUUAGUGCAUGGAGCCUGGAUUUGUGAAGACACUGCCUGGCCCAAAGUCUUGCUGUCACUCCAGCACCUUUGUUGAUGUGCAAUGGACAACUUCCAGUACAGUGUCCAGCUCAGUGAUCGAGAGUGGGCCGAGUUCUCAGCCACUGCUGAUGAGUGUGGCCUCUUGCAGGCUGGCCUGGCUUCUGGUGACGAGCUCUUGUCCAGUGACAUUGACCAAGGGGACAGCAGUGGAAGCAGCCCUCCUAGGCCCCCACCCCUCUUCACUGGGCAGCUGGCUCCCCAAGGGAGGGAACAACAGGGCUGUGAGUUGGAGGACGUGGCUGCUCAGCAGCUGAUCAGCAGGUCUCAGUGUGAGCCUGUCCUGGCUCUGGAGGCCAGUCAUCAGGCACCUAGCACGUCCACACAGUCAGAAGCUCUACUGUUUCCCAGCUCAGACAGUGUCUGUUCUGGCCAGGCCUUGUCCUUCCCUGGGUCAUCAACUUUCAGAGACAAGAUGCAAAGGCUUUUGCAGGGCCCUGCCCCUGGCUCUCCUGGUAAGCCCCCUCAUGGUACUGAGUCCUCUGACCACAGUGCCAUUCCUCAGAGUCCCCCUGACAGCCUAGAAGCUCCAUUGCGAAAUCCUGGUCGUAAGAAGAGGCGCGCUGUGGGUGCCAAGGGGACCAAGUGCUCUGGAUCUCUGGGCUCUGCUACUGUCCACAUGAGCUCCCCACAGCUUACAGAGACAAGGCCCAAGGAGGUUCUUAUGUCUGAGACACUAAGGGCAAAAACCCAGCAGGAUAAGCCACAGUCAGACUCUACAGUUACUCCUGAACAUGGCUCUAGUAUCCCUGAACAGAUGGCCAGACAAGAAUCAGGCUUGGAUCCUUCCAUACCUGUUCUAAAAACUGAACAAGAUACAGACCAGAUCAGAAAGACACCCAGAGCUGUGCUACACAUGGUAUCAAAACCUGUCGAGGAAGCUCAUCCAGGUAUCUCCAUGGCCACAGCAAAUGUGUCUAACCCUGUCUCCAAGCCUCAAUCUGACAUGGCUUUGUCUACAUAUGCCUCCGAGCCUAACACAACUUUGUCCACACUUGCCUUCAAAUGUCAACCCAAUUCAAAUCAGUCUACACCUGCCUCUGAGCCUGACAUGGCUUUGUCUACAUCUGCCUCUGUGUCUCAUCUGGACAAGGCUGAGUUUGCAUCUGCUUGCAUACCUGGACUGCAUGCUGACCGAUCUGCAGCAGGCUCAGAGAUCAAGCCAGAAGUUUAUCCCUCUAUACCUGCCUCAGGAGUUGUACUUUGUACAGAUCUGCCUCAUUCUGUUUCAAAGAUUGAGUCUGAAGUGUCUAUACCUGUUAUGCCUUCUUUAUCCUCUAUUUCCCAGGCUGAAGCUGCCAUGGUGGAUACAGAUGUAACUGUGCUUCCAGGGGGAUACUUUGAGAAGCCAGUAGGGCAGCUCUUACAAGGGGCCUCAGGAUAUUCCUCAAGUGAGCCCUGCCCAGGUCCUGUCCAAGUCCCCAAGAAGAAGAAAGUACGAUUUUCCAUGGCUGUACCCAGUCAUGAAGAAUCAGGGUCAGGCAAGCCUAUAGGCCCACCCUUCCUAACUCCAGAGUGGCCUCCAGCUGCCAGGACAGCGGCAGGGAGCCGCGGAGGAUCUGCUGCUUGGGAUGCUGUGGCAGUCGGGCCCCGACUUCCCCAACCUCGGAUUCUCAAGCACCUGCCUCCUCCUAUAUCCUCUGUCUCAGCAGAGCCUGAGCCUGGAAGCUGCUUUGCAGUGACUCUCCCUGAGGCGUAUGAGUUCUUCUUUUGUGAUACCAUUAAGGAGGAAGACGAAGAUAUAGAGGAUGAGGAGGCAGCCUUCCAAGACCUGGAUGAAGUCCAAUGGCCUGACACAUGCGAGUUUUUUUUUCGGGACAGUAGAGCCCAAAGGUCAAAUUGUCAGAGGGGAUACACCCCAGUCCCAUCCCCAAGAGCAGAGGCUGUGGCACCUGUUCCCCCUGGAGAUAUAGUGCCUAUCUCCAUCCCUGAGGUCUAUGAACACUUCUUUACUGAGGAAGGAUUUGGGAACAAACCACCACCAGCCACUCAUAUUCAGCUGCAGACCUCAGAGCUUUCCAGGGAAGUAGGACCUGAGGCAUCCUCCAAGCUUGUUCCAGUUACAGCAGAACAUCUUAGCUUGACAGUCAGGGAGGCAGGGGAACUACAGAGUCCUCUUCCUUCAUUUACAUUCAGCCAGAAUGACAUGUGCCUGGUGUUUGUUGCCUUUGCCACUUGGGCUGUGAGAACCUCAGACCUACAUGCUCCAGAUGCUUGGAAAACAGUCUUGCUGGCCAACAUUGGCACCAUCUCUGCUAUCCGUUACUUCCGCCGUCAGGUUGGGAGAGGGCAUAACGGCAGACCAAGACCCAACUCCAACUCCAACCCCAGCUGCUAGGAGCCAGGCUGGCCUGGUAAAGCAUGGAGCAUGUGGAUGAUUCCAGGACAAAGACAAGAUGUUGCUCUUCUCUUUACCCUUUGAUACCUGUCUUCUAAGGCAUCUAGGAAGGAGCCAGUGUCCUUGGUGCUGACUUACUUGGACUCAACCUAAAGGUCCAGCCAGUGGCUGAGGUCAAGGCCAUUUUCCAUACCUGAGUGGGUAGAGAUUCAGGAUUGUUAAUGAGUGGGCACUGAGCAAGGAGCUGGGCAAUAGGACAUCAGAUUUGCAAAUAAAAACCACAGGGCACCUAGCUAAAUUUGAAUUUACAUGAAAAUUUUUGAGAUAUACUUGUAUGAAGAAAUUAUUUGUUGUUAUCUGAAAUCCAAAUUAAUUGGGUCCUCUGCUUUUUGUCCGGUCAUAAAUUAAAAAUUGAGCAGCAAAACAUCUUAGCUGUUUUGCUAAGAUGGCAAAAGAGGACUCUAUAAUAAGUGUCAAACCAACAAGGUCCCUCUGGGUAUGUCUAGGCCAAGAUGAGGAUACUGAGUGCUUUCAAAGCUAGAGGGAGGCAGUCCAAGAACUUUGCCCUAUUGAAAGGCAGGCUUGGCUGGCAAGGUCCUCCAAAGCCCUGAUCCCCAAGGCACCACAGCCAAAGCUUGCCUAGGCCUGGCCUAAAUCAGUGAAUAGGUUCUAGGGUAGUGGUUCUCAACCUUCCUAAUGUUGCAACUCUCUAAUACAGUUUUUUAUGUUGUGGUAACCCCCAACCAUAAAAUUACUUUUUCUUUUCUUUUUGCUCUUUUCCUUCCUUCCUUCCUUCCUUCCUUCCUUCCUUCCUUCCUUCCUUCCUUCCUUCCUUCCUUCUUUCCUUCCUUUUCUUUCUUUUUCCUUUUUCAUUGAGACUUCAUAACUGUAAUUUUGCUACUGACGGUUAUGAAUCGUAACAGAAAUAUUUUUGAAGCUAAAGAUUUGCCAAGGGGGUCACAACCCACAGGUUGAGAACCACUGUUCUAGGGUAUACCUUUGGGGUGGCCUUGGAGGCCCCUGCGUUGUGGAAUCUGUGGGGCAAGGUUGGAUUUUCUCCACGAUCCCUGGACAGGGUAUACAUAGAAUUUGGUAGCGUCCUAUGGAAGGACUGUCUCUGGAUACUACAGGGAACUUGAAUGAAGCCAAGGCUGAGAUAAAUUGUAGAAAGGGAAGGUAGAUGAUGGGACUGAGGUGGCACAGUGAUAGCCAGUGUAGGGUGAGUUCCACCCAAGAUAGCACAUGAAGGUCCUUAGGAUAGUAAGGUACCCUGGCUGUUCAGAGGGGAACACAGGGACACAGUACCAAUAAAAUCUCUUUCUCAUUUA